UUGUGGGUGUCAUGGCGUCUUACAUGAGUGGGUCUCGGUUUAAUGCUAAAUAACGAUUAAAAGUAGCUAGCUUUAUCACUAGCGCUACAGCUACUCAUCUUGUAAUCAAUUCUCGAGGGGACAUACUGUUGCAAACUGAGAAACCAUCAUGGGGACUGUCCACGCCAGGAGUCUUGAUCCCCUCCCGAUGCAAGGACCCGACCUUGGGGUUCAGGCCGAUGAGGUAGACAUGGUGGAGGUGGAGCCCGAGGCAAAACAGGAAGUUCUUGAAAACAAAGACGUUGUAGUCCAGCAUGUACAUAUAGAUGGACUGGGGAGAACGAAAGAGGAUAUUCUGGGAUAUGAAAUUGCAGAUGUCUUUGCUGCCAAAAACCUUAUCGAUGUGAUGAAAAAAUCCCAUGACGCCAGACUGAAACUGCUGCGCCUGGGCAUCUUCAAACAGGUGGAAGUCGUCAUCGACACCUCACAAGGAGAGGAUGCUCUGCCCAAUGGGCUCGAUGUCACAUUUGAAGUGGCAGAACUGAGAAGGAUGACUGGGAGCUACAAUACAAUGGUCGGCAAUAAUGAAGGAAGCAUGGUACUGGGCCUUAAGCUGCCAAACUUUCUAGGUCGUGCAGAAAAGCUCACCUUUCAAUUCUCGUACGGCACCAAAGAGACCUCAUAUGGACUGUCCUUCUUCAAACCUCAGCCUGGAAACUUUGAUCGCAACUUCUCUGUAAACCUGUACAAAGUCACAGGACAGUUCCCCUGGAGCUCACUGAGAGAGACGGACCGCGGCGUCUCAACAGAAUUCAGCUUCCCCUUCUGGAAGACUCACCACACCCUGAAGUGGGAGGGGGUUUGGAGGGAGCUGGGCUGCCUGGCACGCACCGCAUCCUUCGCCGUCCGAGAGGAAAGCGGCCACUCCCUGAAGUCCUCCCUCUCGCAUGCCAUGGUCAUUGACACCAGAAACUCUACUAUCCUUCCCAGGAAAGGUGCCUUACUGAAGAUCAACCAGGAGCUUGCUGGGUAUACGGGGGGAGACGCCAGCUUCCUGAAGGAGGACUUUGAGAUCCAGCUGAACAGGCGUCUCUUCUGGGAUUCAGUUCUGUCUGCUUCCCUGUGGGGAGGCAUGCUCCUACCCAUUGGAGACAAGCCUUCCAGCAUCGCUGACAGGUUCUAUCUGGGUGGUCCCACCAGCGUGAGGGGUUUCAGUAUGUACAGCAUCGGACCUCAGAGUGAAGGUGACUACUUGGGUGGGGAGGCGUACUGGGCUGGAGGGCUCCACCUGUACACCCCUCUCCCGUUCCGUCCAGGCCGAGGGGGGUUUGGGGACCUCUUCAGGACACACUUCUUCCUCAAUGCUGGCAACCUGUGCAACCUCAACUAUGGUGAGGGGCCGCGGGCUCACCUGCAGAAGCUGGCGGAGUGCAUCCGCUGGUCGUACGGGGCGGGCAUCGUGCUGCGGCUCGGGAACAUCGCCCGGCUGGAACUCAACUACUGCAUUCCCAUGGGAGUCCAGAGCGGAGACAGGAUAUGUGAUGGUGUUCAGUUUGGAGCAGGAAUUCGGUUCCUGUGAUAUCAUCACCCCGCCAGGCCCUGAAGCAGAGCAUUGUGGGAAGACGAGGUUUUUGGCACUCACCUCUUCUGUUGAGUGUAACACUCUCAGAGGGGCUCAAAGCACUCCUGGCCCACAGGGGACACACACACAGUCCUUGUGGUUUUGACCCAGAUCCACCCGUUUAUGUCAUCUGUACAAAUCGUUUUUUCUGUUCAGUCCUUUACGUUACAUGCGUUCAGUAGACGCUCUUAUCCAGAGCAACUUCCAACACAACAGAACAUAAGUGUAUCCAUGUAAGUUAAAUGAAAAACAGUGUCAGACCAGGCUAACCACACUCCCAAACCAGUGAGUGUGAUUGUAUCACCAUUCAGGUCCUACCACAAGUGUACUUGUGCAACCUGACUAGGCAAAUCCAGUCAAAGAAUGAUGCAGAGACUUUUCAUUCCAACACUAAGGCUAACCCCAACAAUUAUCUGGAAAAAGCUGGAAAUGAUUGAGAGUCAGAGUUGGGGGGCAGAAAUGAUUGACACCUGGACCCCCUCUCCCAAGGACUGCAGCCCCUGUGGGCUAGUGGUAGAAACCCAGAGUGCAAUCCACCAUCAGUGCUCUUAUAUGUCAUAUUUAAUACUGUCUGAAUGCACAGAAAUAAAUUGUUACCCUUGA
This is a messenger RNA of Megalops cyprinoides (Indo-Pacific tarpon), 2203 nucleotides long. Its product is annotated as sorting and assembly machinery component 50 homolog A. Gene Ontology annotation, biological process: mitochondrial respiratory chain complex assembly; protein insertion into mitochondrial outer membrane. NCBI's taxonomy places the organism in Eukaryota, Metazoa, Chordata, Actinopteri, Elopiformes, Megalopidae. The transcript is spliced from 15 exons. Bases 149 to 1558 code for a protein of 469 amino acids. Gene Ontology annotation, cellular component: SAM complex; outer membrane. The record is from RefSeq and is a predicted model, not a curated record.